This is a messenger RNA of Drosophila ficusphila, 4239 nucleotides long. RefSeq names its product probable ATP-dependent RNA helicase CG8611. Gene Ontology annotation, biological process: ribosome biogenesis. The record is from RefSeq and is a predicted model, not a curated record. The coding region runs from base 86 to 3649 and encodes 1187 amino acids. The transcript has 5 exons. Gene Ontology annotation, cellular component: nucleus. Gene Ontology annotation, molecular function: RNA helicase activity; ATP binding; nucleic acid binding. Lineage: Eukaryota; Metazoa; Arthropoda; Insecta; Diptera; Drosophilidae.
ACAAGAAGAAGAGAAGCGCACGUUUUAUUUUGUUUAUAAAAAAUUUCCACCGCCAACUUGGAAUUUUACACCAGAAACGACAAAAAUGGGGGAAAACUUGACGCUGAAUGUCACAUCAAAGCAAGCUGGCCAGAAAAGAAGACAACAAAAGCCAGCGCAAACGGUAAAAAAACGUGUGAAAAAAACGGAAGAAUUCGACUUUCAAUUCGAUUCAGAAAAACCAAAAGCAAAAGCAAUUGUUGUGCGAAGAAAAGCAGAUUCGACGAAAAUGGGAAACCGUAAUUCUAAAGUUAAGGACAAGAAGCCUAUCCCGAAGGCACCUUCGUCUCCAUUGACUUCCAGUGCCACUUAUCUCGAUAGUUUUCGGAAUAUUCUUCCGACUGCAAGACCUCCAUUGUAUCGCCUUCGCCGCGAUGAGCCGUCGAUUACUUCGUCUAACUCUUUCAAUAGCUCUCCGAUUUCGCCUUCGACCAGAGCUGAAGUCCAGGGAUUGCUGGGAAGACAGGAGCAGAGUUCCAAUCGAGUGCCAACCACAAGCAGUCCUCCAGCAUCUACGUCAUCCAGAGGACCUAUAACCCAAGUCGGCCAUCCAAGCCCACGUGUGGUCACCCAAAACUUCGUGCUUAAAACACCCAAAACUGAGCCAUCGGUUAAGACAGAGGGACAGAAGAUGCCCAAGACGAACGUCAGCAAUGCAAAGCCAAAGCGGGUGCUAAAAACUCCCAAAACUGAGCCAUCGGUUGAGACAGAGGGACAGAAGAUGCCCAAGACGAAUGUCAGCAAUGCAAAGCCAAAGCGGAUGAUAAAAACCGAGAAAGAUCCCGAUCAGAUGCCAUCGCCAGGUGCUCGCAAUGCAAAUAUACCUUCCGAAGAUAUUGUGUUCAAUGUAACCACACCAAAACCGGCCGUGGUCGAGCUAAAAAAGGCAAAUACAGAGGGAUUGGUUAAGAAACGAGAAGAAAAGACGCCCAAGAAGAGCCCCAGCAGUGAACAGCCAAAGCGGGUGUUGAAAACACACCAAAGCCCAAACCAAAUUCCAUCAGAAGUCGUUCCUAAUGCACCUUCACCCCCCGGGGAUUUCAUUUUCAAUUUCAGCACCGCAAAGGAGGCUGCCGAAAGCCUUUUAAGCGGGGAUUUAAUCCUUAAUGUGACUACAAAGCCUGUAGUUGCAGUGGAAGCAAAGAAAAAGGUGACGAGGGCUGAAAGAUUGGGCGUGAACAAGGCGAAGGGAAAACCCAUGACGAAGCUCAGCGAUGAGCAGCUAUCGCGUGCAUUGAAAUCUCAACUAAAGCCGGUGAAUCCCAACCAAUUGCCAAGGGCGGGCGACAUUUUCCGUGCUCAAAUGGAGGAGGAGCGCAAACAAAAGAUGCGCGAAGAGGCUGGAGAAGAUGAAAAAAGCAGUGAAGAUGAUCAGGAGUCGGUGAAAGAAUCUACAAAAGAUUUGCCCAUGGAAGAUGGCAACCUAAGCUCGAAUGCAGGAGUAGCCCAGCCAACUCAGGAGACCGGCAAGAAGCCGUCGGAAACCCAAUCGAAACCCAAGCCGGAAGAAAGCAAGCGAGUUCGCACCAAGAAGGUCGGCCUCUUCGAUCAGAGCGAUGUCGAGGCACUCAAGGAACUGGGACAACGAGCUGUGAAGCCCGUGAAGGAGACCAUAUUUACGGGCACGAAGAUAUCCACCCUGGGCCUCCAUCCGCAUGCCGUAAAGAACCUGGAGGAUCUGCUGGGCAUCAAGGAGCUGACCACCGUGCAACAGAAAACCAUACCCGAGGUUCUCCUGGGCAAAGACGUGCUGGUGCGUUCCCAAACGGGCUCGGGAAAGACCCUGGCCUAUGCUCUUCCUCUCGUGGAACUGCUGCAGAAGCAGCUGCCCAAAAUUAAGCGACAGGAUGGCAUCUUGGCCCUGGUGAUCGUGCCCACCAGAGAGCUGGUCGUGCAAACAUACGAGCUCGUGCAGAAGCUGGUCAGACCCUACACCUGGAUUGUUCCGGGUGCCUUGCUUGGUGGCGAGAACCGAAAAUCCGAGAAGGGUAGGAUUAGGAAGGGCAUCAACUUGCUGAUCGGCACACCCGGUCGUCUGGUGGAUCAUCUGCUGCACACGACCGCCUUCAAGCUGAACAAGCUGCAGUUCCUGAUCCUCGACGAGGCCGAUCGCCUGCUGGAGCUCGGUUACGAGCGCGACGUGAAGACCUUGGUGGAGGCCAUUGACAAGCAGCGGGCGGAGUGCGAGGACAAGAAUCAGCCGAAGCUGCAGAGGCUGCUGCUGAGUGCCACGCUGACCUCGCAGGUCAAGGAACUGGCGGGUCUAACGCUCCAGAAUCCCCUCUACAUCGACAACAGCGAUGAGGCGGCGAGUGCCGCGCUGAAGUCCAAGGACGGCUAUCAAAAGGAGACCAUCGAAACGCUGAUGGCGGUUGACGAUGGGUUGGGUGAAUACCAGGAGGACGUCACCGGUGUGCUGAGUAUCCCCGACAAUCUGCAGCUCAGCUUUCUGGUUGUGCCGCCCAAGCUGCGGCUGGUCGUCUUGUCCUCGCUGCUGGCCAAGGAAAUGGACUCCAGUCCCAAGCAGUUCAAGGCGAUCAUCUUCAUGAGCACCACGGAGAUGGUGAACUUCCAUCACGACAUGCUGAACGAGGCGUUGACCAAGAGAGUUCUUGACGAGGAGGAUGAAAACCAGGAAGAGGAUUCCCAAGAAGAGGGAGAUCCUCCACUGCUGCAGGGUCUGCGUUUCUUCAAAUUGCAUGGCUCCAUGACCCAGACGGAGCGACAGGGCGUCUUUCGUGCCUUCCGCGAUUGCCCCAGCUGCGUUCUGCUGGCCACCGAUGUCGUGGGUCGCGGCAUCGAUGUGCCCGACACCAAGCUGGUGGUUCAGUACACACCACCGCAAACCACCGCCGAUUUUGUCCACCGCGUUGGCCGCACAGCGAGGGCCGGUCGACGGGGACGAGCGGUGCUCUUUUUGGCACCCAGCGAGGCGCAGUAUGUGCGCCACUUGGAGAAGAAGCGCAUUCGCAUCCAGCAGGGGGACAUGUACUCCUACCUGCAGACCCUGCUGCCCAAGGACGACGAGGCCAGGACCGUGCAGGAGGCGGCCUCCAACUUGCAGCACAAGUUCCAGUCGCUCCUGGAAGACGAUCGUGAGCUGCACGACAAGUCCUGCAAAGCCUUUGUGUCCUGGACGAAGUUCUACACGACAUUUCCCAAGGAGCUGAAGCCCAUCUUCAACGUUCGCGUCGCCCACAUGGGGCACUUUGCCAAGAGCUUUGCCCUCAAGGAGGCGCCCACCAAGUUCGCGGCCCAGCACGCCGCCCCCAAAGCGGCCCCGCCCACCAACAGACUGACCUACACGGAGAGAGAUCCCGAUAAGAUGCAGGCCCAGAAGCGCGAGAAGCGCCGAUAUACGACCACGGUGAGCGGGCAGGUGCGCCAGGUGCAGCAGCAGAAUGGAGGAUCUCCUGUGGUCGACCGCCGCAAGCCGGGACCCCAAGGAUCCGGCGGAUCUGGGGGAUCUGGCGGAUUUGGUGGCUCAGGAGGCGGAGUGGGUCGCAGCAGCUUCCUGAAGAGCAUGAACAAAUCGAGAGCCCUGAAUAUGUCCGAGAUGGAUAGCGGACUGCCGCCGGCGGGGCCCGCCAAGCGGAGCAAGAAGAAGUAGGAGCCCUCCUCCUACCCCUCGAGAGGGAAAAAGAUGGGAGGGACCCGGAGGAGUAAGUGGUCCAGUGGGGGCACUGCGGCCCGGACGGAGUUCAGAGCACUUUGCGGCACAUUAUGCGCGCCAUUUUGCCUGCCCGCUGUGCCUGCUCAGGCGUUUAAUCGAAAAGCAAAUUGCUCCAUAUAUAUUAUCUAUCUAUAUCUGUAUAUGUAUAUAUAUGUUCGAGUAGAAUAUAAGAAAAUCCAAGGAGCUGCGCUCAUAAAAGUUUCAUUUUUCUCAACUUUUAAGCCCGGACGUCCUGCGGGAAAAGUUGUGGCCGCCUGCCAGCAUAUUUUAAGCUUCCUUUUAACUUUUUUCUACUGUUUUUCCUAUUUUUUUUUCCUGUUUUUCGAUUACUUGCCGUAAUAUGUUCGUUCAUUUUUUGUGUGGAAAAUAUUAGAAAUCCAUUUUCCGCUCACUGCAGAUUCAUUCAGUUUUGAAAAUGUCAAUGAAACGACGGCGAGGGGUCAGAGGUCGGCACGUGUUGGCUUUUUAUGCAACCGAAGCGCAUAAUUGGUUGGACAAGGCAUAAAUAAAUAUCGGAUACAUAUAAA